AUGCUGGACGUCGGAGGAGAUCUCGGAGACUUCCAGCAACUCUUCCGACACCUUGAAGCUACUCGACAGGAAGUUGAUGUGGUGCACGCUGCCAAUGGCCUGGCAGAUAUGGUAGCUACCCCCAGUGACAUCCAUAUCCGGGAAGGCGACGACUGCAAGUACCUCGAAGCAUUCUCGAACAAACUCUUGGCUUUCAAGGUGCACGCAGUGGCCGAGGCGCUGUGGAGCCACUUUAAGAGCCUAGAGAAGCACGCAGGCAACGGCAGCCUCUAUCAAAAAGCUGAAAAGCAUAUCGAUGAGUCCAAUACGAUCCUGGAAGACUUCACAAUGGAGAUGCAUUCCAACACAUCUCGAGCAGAUAUUAAAGUUAAGCAGAUUAUCCGACGCUACGUGGAAGCCGACUGCGACAUUGUCAUCUGGGUCUCCCGUGUAUCGCCUGUUGAGAUCAAGCAUCGCAUGCUGCGAGGCCUGACGUAUCACCUCCGUGGCCACGCGAUCGCAAAGCGAUCACCCGCCUCCACACCGAGAAACGAGUUAUCUCAGCUGCAGUUCUGCUCGCUAAUCUCUUUCGACCGAGAAGCUCACGCGGUGUACGACCACAGCAGCGUUCAUGCUGCGUUGAACUUCCUCCUCAUCAACACAGCACAGAAAAUGAAAGUUUACCAGGAUCGCAUUGAGAAUAUCCUCGUUGAGCAAGUACUACACCGCGGACAACUCUAA
Molecule: messenger RNA, 720 nt
Organism: Phytophthora infestans T30-4
Lineage: Eukaryota; Oomycota; Peronosporomycetes; Peronosporales; Peronosporaceae
Product: M96 mating-specific protein family
Exons: 2
Coding region: 1-720 (239 amino acids)
Source: RefSeq, a predicted model, not a curated record